AUGCAGGGCGGAAGACCUGGGAGAGACAGUUUCUCUGGCUUUGGUGAUCCAUUUGCAGGAUUUGGGGGGCUAAGGAUGCAUGGUAGCCUGAUUUCUAGCAUUUUUGGCGGGAGAGAUCCCUUUGACGACCCCUUCUUCACUCAGCCUUUUGGUGCCAUGAUGGGCCCAAACCUUUUGGGUCAAAGCAUGUUUGGUGCAAGAGGGAAUCCUUUUGGAGAUCUCACUUAUGGAGGGUUCUUAGAAGACCCGGCACCUCGGCCUAAAAGGUCCAGAGGGCCAAUUAUUGAGGAGCUUCCCUCUGAUGAUGAAGAACAGAAUGGGACAGAUGGUUUUGAGAAGGAAGAGAAUGCAAGAAAACGUUACAGUCUUGGAAAAGAACCAUAUAUUGAGGAGCCAGAAGAAGAAAUGAAAGGUGACGUGGCUUGUGCUGUGUGGAGAACACUGAUUUGUAAAUGUCUAUUUUUUAGCUCCUGUGGCAGUAAUAUUUACAUUUUCCUUCAGGUAAGAAAAUCAGUCAUGUGUGGCAGGGAAUGGAGUACAAGAGGACCAGUUCAUCUAAGCCUCAGACUAGCACUUACAGUUUCCACAGCUCCACUGUUACUUACAGUGGUCCUGGCGGUGCUUACUAUACCGCAUCUACCACAAGGAGGACUGGGGGCGAUGGAGUAUGUGUAUUUGUGGGAUAAAUCGUGUCUAAUUUCCAUCCACAUAUUUAUUCUCUUUUUUGUGCUUGUAUUAUUGUUAAAUAGGUAACAGUGGAAGAGAACAAGGAAGCAGAUAAAACCAAAGGCAAAGCCACUCACAGAAUUUUUAGAGGGCUUGGAGACAAGGUCCGUGCUAGUUAUCUGAUACUUAAGGAGGACCCUCCUGAUUGUUCUAUUUUUGUUCUUUCGUUGUCCACCACGUGCUCUAAUGACCGAUCAAACUCUACUGGCCUGUAGUAUGCUAGCUUUGGCAUUAAGCUGUUGCCCACUUCUUUUUUAAUGCAGGGACAUUCAGUCACAAGAAAGCUUAAUUCAGAUGAGAGAGUUAAUACGGUUCAAACAUUGCAUAACCUGAAUGAAGGUAUGCCUCAUAUUUUGUAAUGAUUUUUCCAUCUAUGCUUCCCGGAACUUCUUUGCAUGAUCUGGUGACAUUUCCAGAUGAGCUGGCUGGUUUUGCGGAAGCAUGGAAAGGGAGCGCAAAGAGACAUUUACCCGGAUGGGACCAAAGUUUAGACAUGUUACAUGAUGGAACUAGAGGUAAACGCUUGGAAAAGAAUUCAUUCUAUUGGCUAUUGCUUUGUUGUUUUGCGAUGCUUCCCAUCAGAAUUAUAUUUGCAUCUCUCUGGCACCUGUAUCAAAGACAAAAACUUAUAGGGUAUUCUACUUACAGAAACUGUUGGGCUGACACUCGUAAAAUGUGACUUUAGUUUGCCACUUUGGCAAAAUUUCCAUAGAGAUGUGAAGAACGUUUUUUUCCGUUCUCCACCAUAAAGACCAUGACCCAACACUAGAAUUUCGAAGGGAAUUUAUUUGAAAUAUCCUGGACGAAUUAAAGGCAAGAUUGAUGAAUUUAUAUUAACUAAAUACUUGAUUUAUUUUAUAUGAUUGAAAUCGCCACUUCCACCACAAGUUUAAUGUUUCCAAUUAUUUGUGCUGUUAAACUAUCGCUCUUUGAUCUACCAAGCUCUCAAAAUGCAUUAGACCCUCGGUUUUUAUGUGGGCCUAUUGUGAUCCCAAAUGUGCUCUUGUGAGAAGUUGGGUACUAAUAUUUCCUGUGCACCAUCAAGGUUGACAUGUAGUGUUUGAACGAAAUGGGCUGAAGUUUGUUUAGGAUAGUCUUCAUUUUCAUUUGGUAUCCAAAGAGUCCACGCAGGAGUGGACGAAAACUCCCGAACUUUAUACUCAGUGGAUGCACAUUUUAUCCCACGUGAUGCUGUUAACUAGAUUUCAUUACUAGUUUGCAUUCUAGGUGCGGUAAAUUUACUUGUUAUCUAUUUUUUUCGAGAGAUAUUAUGGAAGUAAUAGUGGAAGUAGAGUUUUUUUUCUGCAGAAGUAAAAGAAGAUAUCUUGCCAGCAAUUUAUGGUGAUCUUCCACGAUAAUCCUUUACCCCAAGUCCCUUGUUUUCUUCACAAACGAAGGAAUUACCUGUCACCGUCCCCCUGUAGACAUGCCAUCAUUGUAAAAAUGCUGCUUUCAUUGUUGAAUAGUUCCUUAGAUCUGAUCUCAGUUUUCUUAAGGUCACAUCAAAAGGCCAAAUCUAAGUUCAUGACCUUAUCGAUUGGACUUUUAAAUGGAACACUCUGUUUCCUUUUAGCCUACAUCAGUCUUCCCAAACCCUCGUGUUUAUCUGCCUCAUGAGAACUAUUGAAGCAGGCAGCAAUAUUUCCCCGACAGUUCAUAUCAGUGGUUCUGCCCCUGCAGUACAUAGAUAUAUGUGAGGCCAUUCAGUGUAUGCCCAUCAAGAGACUACUUAGAUGAGGCUUCAUGUUACAGGUCCUUUUUGAAUUUCCCGUCAGGUGGUGUCGUGACCCAUUAGAAACCCAAACUUGCAACAUCAUCUUGACAAGGAGGCCAACCACCUCCAGCCACUGGAAUUUCAGGUCGUUGAAGUCGGCCUCUAUUAAAGCGAGUAGUGGUAAAACAUUGUAA
Spirodela intermedia is the source of this 2634-nucleotide messenger RNA. The record is from the annotation of a GenBank genome assembly. NCBI's taxonomy places the organism in Eukaryota, Viridiplantae, Streptophyta, Magnoliopsida, Alismatales, Araceae.